AUGAAAAUAAAUAAUAUCUUUACAACGCUUGUUUCGCUAAUUGGAAUUAUAAGAUUUUGUUUGAAUUUAUGUGCAGCCGCACUUGUACCCGAUUUAGUUGACUUUGACGGGCUUCAAUAUUUCAAAAAGAACAAUUUAACAAAUUCAAAGCUAGCAAAACCUGCGUUAGAUUUUAUAAGCUCAUCCACAAAGAGAGCAUUACAGAAUCAAAAUCCAUACUCUGUCACAAACUCAACUCGAUCUCCACCCAACGGUGAUAAACAUUACUAUUAUUCAUGGGCCGUAUACUCUUGGCCUGAUUGUAGUGGAGUGCCUAGUGAUUUAGCUAAAGAUCCAGAGCAUAACUGUCCGUACCGACGACGAGAUGGUCAGGACGCUCCCGAUCUAAAGUCUCUCUCAGAUUCGACAGAUUCUCCAUCUAUGAUCAAAGAUGUUUUCUCGUCAUCAAUUUCUUAUGCUUUAUAUGGUGAUGAAAAGUAUGCUGAAAAAGCUAUACAGUUGUUGCAAGUUUGGUUUUUGAAUAAAGAUACAGCAAUGGCACCGAAUGUUGAAUAUGGACAAGUUAUAAGGGGGCCAGGGAAUUGGACAGGGAGAUCUGAAGGAAUCUUGGAUAUGAGGAAUUACAUUUAUAUACCUCCAUCAAUACAAAUUCUAAAGAACUCGUCCUCAUGGAACUCUGAUAUGGACAAGGGUAUGAACGACUGGUUUACACAAUACACCGACUGGCUUCAGAAUUCCGAUUAUGGAAAAGAAGCAAGUGCAGCAGCCAAUAAUCAUGGCACAUAUUAUGUUGUCCAAUUGGCAACUUUUCUGGAUUAUAUUGGAAAAGACAAUGAAGCAAUUCAAGCAAUAAAACGGUUUGUUGAUGGACAAUUCAAAUCACAAAUUUCGAAAAAUGGGAAUCAGCCUUUGGAAAGUGGAAGAACUCGAUCAUGGCAUUACCAAUGCUUUAACUUGGUAGGGUUAACUUACAUAGCUCGAUUAUCACAACGUUUAAAAGGGCCAAACUUAUGGACCCAACAAACUUCAUCUGGUGCUACAAUAGAAGACGCAGUAAAUUACAUUGCAACCGAAUCAUUGCCCUCAAAUGAAAAUCGAUCAGAGUGUCUAACUCCAUUAUACGCAGCACGACAAUACUACGGAAAUUCAUUUUCCUCAGCACUCACGAAAUCUCUAGGAGAGAGUCAGGGUGAUGAUCAAUAUUGGUUACUUUGGAAUCCGAAGGCGUUGGUUGGUACCUCGUCGAGUUAA
Ambispora gerdemannii is the source of this 1251-nucleotide messenger RNA. Lineage: Eukaryota; Fungi; Glomeromycota; Glomeromycetes; Archaeosporales; Ambisporaceae. The record is from the annotation of a GenBank genome assembly.